Messenger RNA from Branchiostoma belcheri (Belcher's lancelet), 1072 nucleotides. RefSeq lists its product as uncharacterized. Lineage: Eukaryota; Metazoa; Chordata; Leptocardii; Amphioxiformes; Branchiostomatidae. The transcript has 7 exons. The record is from RefSeq and is a predicted model, not a curated record. The coding region runs from base 170 to 970 and encodes 266 amino acids.
AUUCAGAUAUCAAAGAUGUGAACACAAAGAAUUGUUGUGAGAAAAGGCAGAUGUAGCCGGGUGAAAAUUUACUAUAUAUAAAGUGACGACAGGUUGAACACAGGGCCAGCCCCAUACACAGUAGCACAAGAAGCACGGGGACAGGAACAGUCGAUAGGCAACUUACAAGAUGCUCUAUCUGGUGAUGUUCGCUCUGGCAAGAUGUGCCUUUGCCAGUCCGGUCGUAGCUGCGGAAGUUUCCGUUCCGACGGCAGACCGGACCCCCUGCAUAGGCAAUGGGUACUGCGUGGGGUCUUACAUUACCGGGGCCAGUUGUGUUGAUGGGUUCUGUCAGUGCUCAAGCCACGAAAACUACCACCAACACACGUGUCUACCUGUUGUUGGAAGCUGUGAAAUUUGGCGCAGUUCUUCCACUGCCCUAGCGGAGGCCUUCCAGGACUUGGUGCCCAGAGAGACGUACAGCUGUGUAGCUGACGAUAACGGACAGUAUGAGGUACACGUGCUGGGCGUGUACGAGGGAGUCGGACCCACAGGGAUGUUCGAUUUCGGGCACGACCCUACACAUACCUUUGCACCCGAGAUGGACGUGUUCGUCUCCGCAGGCCAGGUCUCCAAACCCCUGGUCCUGGUGCUGAGCUCGUACGAGCCGGUCAACUGGGUGCUCCACCUACCGGAGGACGUGGAAGUGCAGGAAGUUCUUCUGGUUGCAUAUCAUCUAGAGCAGAGUGAUGUGACUGUGCGCAGUGGCUCCGUCAACAAUGUGCAGCGCCAUUCAGGUCAGACAGGGGGCGCUCCAGCGUGUGCCUACGGCACUGACACCGGCGGGUGUAACACUGUGGGGAUGCUGACGUUCGUCCGAGGACUGUUCGGCCCCGUGUCGUCUUUCACCGGUACAUACAAGGCCAACAGAUGGGGCUUGAACAUAGGUACCCCCGAAGAUGACUUGGGCAAUGUCGUCGUCAGUGGCUGAAGGGACAAGGACUCAAGAUUUCGUCCUCUGAACAUCUUCGUUUGUGAUUAUGAAAUUAUUGAUAAUUGUGACCUUUUAAUAAAACUUUUGUUUGAAGAUGAA